GUUUACACCAGCAGGUUUAUACGUUCGUGUUUAGUGGAAGCGCCGUGAGAUGAUUUACAGUGCGCGCGGGACUACACUCUGACCUACACACAAACUGGCAUCUGCAACAAGAAGGACACUUUUGCAUGUACACAUAAAAAUACUAUUUAUUACAUCUGCAGAAAACAACAAUUGUCAAGUGAACAUUAAAUAGUUCUACCAUCAUGGAACUUGACGCGUCUAUCAUUCUCCCUGCGCUCUUCUUUACCAUUCUUGCUGUUGUCUUGGCAGCCAAAUUCAUCCCCAAAAAACAACCAGAGGAGAAGAAGAAGAGGAUUAAAGUAGGCAACAGAGACGACAUUCCUCCUGCCAGAGCAUUGACACCAGCAGUAGCAGUAGUGGAUGUACCAAAAGUGGAGAUACCACCACCGGUGAUAGUACCAAAAGUGGAGGUACCCCCACAAGUGGUAGAAGCUGAAGUAAAAACCGAACCAGUAACAGUUGCCCCAGUAGUUGAAGAGAUCAAUGUUGUAGAAGAAGAGACAGUUAAAGAGCCUGAAAUGAUCCCCGAUGUUCAGGCUGUGCCAGAGCCCAUGCCAGAGCCCGUGGUUGAGCCAGAACCCGUGCCUGAGCCCAUCCCUGAGCCAGAGCCCAUCCCAGUCGUUGUUGAGGAGCCCAUCCUUGAGCUCAUCGCCGAACUUGAACCUGUAUCUGUGGUGAAGGAGGUCCCCGUCAGAGAGCCCACCCCUGAGCCAGCAAGGGAACCCAACCCCAAGCCAGCGAGGGAACCCACCCCUGAGCCCAUCUUCAUGCCAGAGCCAGAGGACCUUGAGAGCAACGCUGAGGAGGUGCACUUUACCCCAGGAAUGAAGAUUAGCAAGUUAGAGAAGAUGAUGACCAAGGAGGAGAUGGAGGAGGAGCAGAGGGUGCAAAACGAUCAGUUGGCGGCCAUCUUUCUCCUGCUGAUGCAGAACCAGGAGGCACUAGGGGAGGUGACUGAGGGAGACAUGGAGGAGCAGCUCAAACUCUACUCCCUGUAGCAGAAUGGGGCAGUUCUGUUAUUGUCAACUGUGUAUGGGGCUAAAUAGCCUGUUCCCCUUUUUAAAGUGCAGGUGUCAAGCAGAGCAACUGUCAAUGUUUAAUACUGUAUUUAUGUUUGACUUAUCAUGUCAGGUCAGAAUGAUCCAUAACAGACAAAGACAAUAGGUUUAAUAUUCUGACAUACUGUAGCGGGAUAGGUUAAAUGGCAUUACCCAUAAGACCAAAACAAAUUGUACAAUACUUGAAUGUAAGACACAAGUCUUUACACUGUUCAUGGUAACAUUGGUUAUCGUAAAGUAUGGCAAUGUUACAGUGGCUUUAAAAAUCACAUGUUCUCAGAGUAUGAACAAUGUAAUGAACAAACAAUUGCAGUAACUUAUUUACAUUAAGUAUAUCGAUAACACACUUUCUUUAUAUUACUUACAUUUUUGAUGAAAUAUUGUUGGUAAGUCACAUAUACUGUAUGUAUUUUCAGUUGUAAAGAACUAUUUUAGUGUUAAUAUAGGUAAUAUUGAAAUAUACACACAAAAAAAAACAUGACAUAGACUAACCAGGUGAAUCCAGGUGAAAGCUAUGAUCCCUUAUUGAUUUUGAUUUGACUUAAAUCCACUUCAGUCAGUGUGGGUGAAGGGGAGGAGACAGGUUAAAGAAGGAUCUUUAAGCCGGCAGACAAUUGAGACUUGGAUUGGGUGAAUGGGCAAACAAAGUGCUUUGAAGGGGUUAUGGGUUGUAGGUACCAGGUGCACCGGUUUGAGUGUGUCAAGAACUGCAAAGUUGGUGGGUUUUUCACGCUCAACAGUUUCCUGUGUGUAUCAAGGUCCACCACCCAAAGGACAUCCUGUCGGAAGCAUUGGAGUCAACAUGGGUCAGAAUCCCUGUGGAAUGUUUUCAACACCUGUAGAGUCCAUGCCCUGACGAAUUUAGGAUGUUCUGAGGGAAGGGGGGGGACGUAUUGGUUAGGUGUUCCUAAUGUUUGUACACUCAGUGUAUAUGUUUUUCAUAUAUUCUCAACACUCCAUAUUUUGAAUCAAAUGUUUUUAAUGGAUGUACAUACUGUAUGGAGAUAUUUUAGUAGUUUAGUAAUCACUUCCUAGUAUAAAUUGGCUUCAUCCUCUUGCCAUAACAUUUGUAAGCUGUGUUGGCAUCAUUCUACAUACCACCACAGGUGAGGAGAUUAAGGACACCAAGUCUGGAUCAGAGAAGAAGUAGGGGUUUUAGUGGAAUACCCACAGAACAUUUUCUGCUCAUUUAUCACCUGAUUUUCUUAACAAAAGGCAUAUCUCGAUAGGUGGUCCAGGUGUCCUCUGACAUGGCACAAAUGUUCUCUAUUUCUCCUCUAUUUUUCCUCAAUCAAGGUGGGAGGCCGAUGACAUCAGAAGGCAACAUGAAAAAAUGAUUUUGCUCAAAACAUGUUUUUUUUACUCUUAAAGCCGAGCUCCGCACUUGGAGAAACAGCGCCACUGCCAGUGGUGGAAAAGGUACACAGUCAUAUUUGAGUAAAAGUAAAGAUACCAUCAUAGAAAAUGACUCAAGUAAAAGUGAAAGUCACCCAGUAAAAUACUACUUGAGUAAAAGUCUGAAAGUAUUUGGUUUUAAAUAUACUUAAGUAUCAAAAGUAAAUGGAAUUGUUCAAAUGUACUCAAGUAUCAAAAGUAAAAGUAUAAACCAGACACAACAUUUUAUAUUACAUUUUUUAUUGACGGAUAGCCAGAGGCACACUCCAGCACUCAGACAUAAUUUACAAAUGAAGCAUUUGUGUUUAGUGAGUCCUACAGAUCAGAAGCAGUAGGGAUGACCAGGGAUGUUCUCUUGAUACGUAUGUGAAUUGGACCAUUUACUUGUCAAAAUGUAAUGAAUACUUUUGGGUGUCAGGGAAAAUGUAUGGAGUAAAAAGUCCAUUAUUUUCUUCAGAAAUGUAGUGAGGUAAAAGUACAAUUUCGCAAAAAUAUAAAUAGUUGUAAGUAGUAUUUAAGUAUUUUUUACUUAAAUACACCACUGGCUACUGGCAGCCCCAGGCACAUUUAUUAUUGUUUUUGUUUUGUUUAUUAAAGCCCCAGUGCAGGCAAAAAUGUGUUUUUUCUGUGUUUUAUAUACAGAAUAUACAGGCCAGUUUAUUAGGUACACGCAUCUAGUACCAGUUCGGACCCCCCUUUGCCUUCAGUACAGCCUGAAUUCUUCAGGGCAUUCUACAAGGUGUGGGAAACGCUCCAUAGGGAUGUUGGUCCACGCUGACACAAUAGCAUCAUACAGUUGCUGCAGAUUCAACGGCGAUUAAUUCAUGCUGUAAACAGCCCGUUCCAUGUCAUCCAAAAGAUGCUGUAUUGGGUUGAGGUCUGGGGACUGAGCAGGCCACUCAAGUAAACUGAUUUUGCUGCCAUGUUACAGGCAAUGUUUUUCCACUUCUCAAUUGUCCAGUGUUGGUGAUCAUGUGCCCACCGGAGCCACUUCUUCUUUUUAGCUGUUAGGAGUGGAGCCCUCUGUGGUCGUCUGCUGCAAUAGCACAUUCUUGACAAGGAUCGACGAGUUGUGCGUUCCGAGAUGCAGUUCUGCACACCAUUGUUGUACUGCAGUGUUAUUUGUCCGUUUGUGGCCCGUUUGUUAGCUUGCACGAUUAUUGCCAUUCUCCUUCAACCUCUCUCAUCAACGAGCUGUUUUCACCCACAGCAUUGCCACUGACUGGAUGUUUUUUGUUUGUCGCGCCAUUCUUGGUAAACCUUAGACACUGUCAUGCGUGAAAAGCCCAGUAGGGUGGCCAUUUCUGAGAUACUGGAUCCGGCGCGCCUGGCAUACCACGCUCAGUCGAUUAGGUCACUCACUUUGCCCAUUCUAUCGUUCAAUCGAACAGUGACUUAAUGCCUCAAUGCUUGUCUGCCUGCUUUAUAUGACAAGCUAUGGCCACGUGACUCACUGUCUGUAGGAGCGAUCCAUUGUGUGAAUGGAGUGGUAUACCUAAUAAACUGACCGGUGAGUGUAUAUUUCCACACUAUGAGGUUGGAAUAAUACUGUGAAAUUAUGAAAAUGAUGAUAAUGCCCUUUAGUGUAAGAGCUGUAUGAAAAGACUACCUGAAAUUUCAGCCUGUUUUGGUGGGAUGGAGUUUUGGCCUUCCAUGGUGACGUCAACAUGCAAUAAAUGAGUUAAUAGACCAAUAAG
This is a messenger RNA of Oncorhynchus kisutch (coho salmon), 4171 nucleotides long. RefSeq names its product matrix-remodeling-associated protein 7-like. The transcript has 4 exons. Lineage: Eukaryota; Metazoa; Chordata; Actinopteri; Salmoniformes; Salmonidae. The record is from RefSeq and is a predicted model, not a curated record. Bases 204 to 1019 code for a protein of 271 amino acids.